Molecule: messenger RNA, 417 nt
Organism: Cucumis melo (muskmelon)
Lineage: Eukaryota; Viridiplantae; Streptophyta; Magnoliopsida; Cucurbitales; Cucurbitaceae
Exons: 3
Coding region: 1-417 (138 amino acids)
Molecular function (GO): nucleic acid binding
Source: RefSeq, a predicted model, not a curated record
AUGAAGAAAAAGUAUCAAGGCACAACAAGGGUGAAAAGACAGCAUCUCCAAGCUCUUUGCAAAGAGUUCAAGAUUCUUCAAAUGAAGCAAGGUGAGUUUGUUGAUGAGUAUUUCUCACGGACCUUGGCUAUAGUAAACAAGAUGCAGAUCCAUAGAGAGAAGAUUGAAGAUGUAGCUGUGGUUGAGAAGAUUCUUCGGUCGAUGGAUUCUAAAUUUGCAUGUGUGAGAGAGGAUCAAAUAGAGGAUAUAGUCGAGGUCGUGGAAGGUGACCAGGAAAAGGACAAGCAUGAAAUUCAGCAUCAGUUGACAGCAACCUACACACCUCAACAAAAUGGUGUUGCUGAAAGGAAAAACCAUACUAUCCUCAACAUGGUUCGAAGUAUGAUUGCCAAUGGGAGAGUUCCAAAAGAUUUUUAG